Molecule: messenger RNA, 1482 nt
Organism: Phalaenopsis equestris
Lineage: Eukaryota; Viridiplantae; Streptophyta; Magnoliopsida; Asparagales; Orchidaceae
Product: chlorophyll(ide) b reductase NOL, chloroplastic
Exons: 14
Coding region: 45-1088 (347 amino acids)
Molecular function (GO): oxidoreductase activity
Source: RefSeq, a predicted model, not a curated record
UCCACACGCUCUAUCCCUCCACUUAUCUGCAAAAUCCAUUCGCCAUGGCAGCCGCUUCGGUUCCCUUACUCAGUAUCCCGCUUUCGCGAGCUCGAAGCCUCACUGGAACCCAAUACGCUCGUGCCUCACCGUUUCCAUUACUUGCCGGCGGGGACUUGGGGAGCCGGACAAUAGUCCUCUCCGAUGUGAGCCGGAAUUCCUGUCGGAAGAGAUGGAAACUGAGAGCAAUUAGGGCAGAUAUUCCACCAGAGAGUAUAGAACCAAUUGUUCCUCCCUAUAAUGUGCUCAUCACCGGCUCAACUAAAGGUAUUGGAUAUGCUUUAGCGAAAGAGUUUUUGAGAGCUGGUGACAAUGUCUUGAUAUGUUCAAGAUCAGCCGAGCGUGUAGAGUCAGCAGUUCAGAACUUGAAAGCAGAAUAUGGGGAGCAGCAUGUGUGGGGAACGGUUUGUGAUGUUAGAGUGGGAAAAGAUGUCAAAGAGCUAGUAGCCUUUGCGUGUGAAAAGAUGAAAUAUGUUGAUAUAUGGAUAAAUAACGCUGGAUCAAAUGCAUACAGUUAUAAGCCGCUGGCUGAAACUUCUGACGAAGAUCUUAUGGAAGUCGUCACGACAAACACACUUGGUUUGAUGAUUUGCUGUCGUGAGGCAAUAAAAAUAAUGCUUAGCCAGCGUCGUGGUGGUCACAUAUUUAACAUUGAUGGAGCCGGGUCGGAUGGAAGACCAACCCCAAGGUUUGCUGCAUAUGGAGCAACCAAACGUAGUGUGGUGCAUCUGACCAAAUCCUUACAAGCUGAACUGCAGAUGCAAGAUGUAAAGAACGUCAUGGUACAUAACCUAUCGCCUGGUAUGGUCACAACAGAUCUUCUCAUGUCUGGCGCCACGACAAAGCAAGCCAAAUUCUUUAUCAAUAUUUUGGCCGAACCACCUGAAGUGGUUGCUGAAUAUCUUGUGCGAUGUAUUAGAUCAGUACCCGCCAGUGGAACAAAGAAGCCAACUUACAUUCGAUUUCUUACUGGCCUGAAAGCCUACUCCCAAAUUUUUUCAAGACUUGCGUUUGGUGCUAGAAGAAAUAGACAUCUCAUUGAAGAUUGAAGAGCUAAAUGGCAUUGAGAAGAUAAGGCGCAUAUUGUGCUGAGUCACAUGACUAAAUUUUGGCAUUGUGUUCUUGAUGAUGUUAUUUAUGUACAUUUUUCUUGGAUAGUUGCACUUUGUCUGCCUCACAAUUGUCAAAAUCAAAUUAGAUUUAUGGAAGAUUUACGUACAGUGGUAUAGAUGUAAAAAAGAAAUGUUCUGUGCUUCCAGAAAUGUUUGAGCGGGGAGAGACCACAGAGUACACUGAUUCUGCAUUUAUAGUCUGCUCUCCCUCUUCUUCCUCGGCAAUGUUCUCUUAAUUGGUAAUAUUUUGUUGUUAUUAAGUUAUUACUAUGCAUGAUUGAAUUUCAUUAUAACAAACCAAAUAUUGCAAGAAAAAGAAAUUAGAAAAUUU